CUCCAGUUUUCUCCAAAACUUGCUACUGUACACGUAUAGUCGUCAGAUUUUUUGCUAUAUAUCCCCCCCAAAACUUUCUCAGAAUACCCCAACUUGUUCAUUUCUUCCCUUCUAUAUUAUUCUCCCACUCCUUCCUUCUGUUUUAGGAAAUCAGAUUUGAUCGAGAUUAGGGUUUCUGCAAUUCAGGCCAUGUCUCCAGCAAUGGCAGCUUUGACAACUGAGAAUGAGGAGAGCCAGUACCAGAAUGGAGUGAAGCGCUUGCAUGAGAAUGGAAUAAACAAAGUUCCAAGCAAGUACAUACUGCCCGUAUUGGAGCGACCCGGUAUUACAAAUCACGACCAAGCAAAUGUAACCAAGAAUAAUCUUAAGCUCCCCAUCAUUGACUUCCAAGAAUUGCAGGGUCCCAAUAGACCCCAAGUCCUUCAGUCCCUCGCCAAUGCUUGUGAACAAUACGGCUUCUUUCAGCUGGUAAACCAUGACAUUCCAAGCCAUGUUAUAAGCAAUAUGAUCGAAGUGAGCACAAAGUUCUUUGAGCUACCGUUUGAGGAGAGAGCCAAGUACAUGUCCUCGGAUAUGCGAGCUCCUGUUCGGUAUGGAACUAGCUUUAAUCAGAACAAGGAUAAGGUGUUUUGUUGGAGGGACUUCCUGAAGCUGUUGUGCCAUCCCCUACCAGACGUUCUUCCUCACUGGCCUUCUUCACCUGUCGACAUAAGGAAUUUGGCGGCUACCUACGCAAAAGAAACCAAAUACUUGUUCCUAAUGCUAAUGGAGGCCAUAUUUGAGAGCUUAGGACUUGUGGAUUCAUCAGCUGCCAAGAAGAACACGACAGAAGAAGAUGAGGUGUUGAAAGAAUUCGAAGAUGGAAGCCAGCUAAUGGUUGUCAAUUGCUACCCGCCAUGCCCAGAACCUGAUCUAACCCUAGGGAUGCCUCCUCACUCUGACUAUGGAUUCCUCACACUUCUUCUCCAAGAUGAGAUAGAAGGACUUCAAAUUCAAUUCCAAGAUAAAUGGGUCACCGUUGAACCAAUAGCCAACUCUUUCGUGGUCAACGUUGGCGAUCAUCUUGAGAUAUUUAGCAACGGAAAAUACAAGAGUGUUCUACACAGAGUCCUGGUGAACUCUAGAAAAGAUAGGAUUUCAGUGGCUUCUCUGCACAGUCUUCCUUUCAUGCGCCCCGUUGGCCCAUCACCAAAACUUGUGGAUGAAUCAAACCCAAGGCGAUACAAAGAAACCGAUUUUGCCAAUUUUCUAGAGUAUAUUUCAUCCCGUGAGCAUAAUAAGAAGAAUUUCCUCGAGUCCAGGAAAUUGACUUGACGAUUGAAAAAGGCAAUAUUGUGUAUGGACUAUGGAGGCAUGGAGCUAGCUAGCUACUCAACAACUUGGAAAAUCAGCACGUUGACCUUUUGCAGCCUUAGCAAUGUUCAGUGGGAAUUGUAUCUUCUUUUUUGUUUUUUUGUUUUUGCAUUUUUGGAGAGGGGAUGAGAAUCAAACCCAAACCACUACCUAGCUUGAUCAAUGCCAAUAGCUUCAUGAAUGUGUGAUAAUCAAA
Messenger RNA from Rosa rugosa (rugosa rose), 1549 nucleotides. Its product is annotated as probable 2-oxoglutarate-dependent dioxygenase SLC1. The transcript has 5 exons. The record is from RefSeq and is a predicted model, not a curated record. Lineage: Eukaryota; Viridiplantae; Streptophyta; Magnoliopsida; Rosales; Rosaceae. The coding region runs from base 190 to 1314 and encodes 374 amino acids.